Eublepharis macularius is the source of this 1964-nucleotide messenger RNA. RefSeq names its product GTP binding protein 6 (putative) (gene GTPBP6). Gene Ontology annotation, cellular component: cytoplasm. The transcript is spliced from 10 exons. NCBI's taxonomy places the organism in Eukaryota, Metazoa, Chordata, Lepidosauria, Squamata, Eublepharidae. Gene Ontology annotation, molecular function: ribosome binding; GTP binding. The coding region runs from base 2 to 1615 and encodes 537 amino acids. The record is from RefSeq and is a predicted model, not a curated record.
UAUGGGUUCUCGGUGGCGGCAACUGCUACUGCUGCGGCAGGGGGUCCGCGCUGCCUUCCCCUUUCAGCCCGUUUGUUCCGCGGUGCCUAGCCCGGCCAAGCUUUGGCACACCAGUGUGGUCAGCCGCCGCCUCUUGAAUUGGGGUAAUGGGCUUACUGGAGGAAGGCAGGGUAAGGGUGGCGGUAGAUGGGGUGCAGGAGACGGCGAAGAAGACGAAGAGGAGGAGGAGGAAGAGGAGGGGGACGGAGAGCUUGAGGUCGUGGAUGACGAGCUGCUGGAGUCGGCGCUGCCCCCUCUCCCACUUGGUGUCCAGAAGGUGUUUGUGGUACAUCCAGCUGUGAAAUGGGGGCCAGGCAAGGCUCGGCUAACGACAGCUGAACUUCAGCUAGCUGAGGCUGUUGCACUCAUAAACACCAUUCAGAAUUGGACAGUUUUAGAUAAAAUUAUUCUUUCUACAAAAAACACUGACAAGCCUUUUAUCUUCGGUAAAGGGAAUUUCCAGCUUUUAACUGAGAAGAUUAAAGAAUUGCCACAUGUAUCAGCGGUCUUUGUGAAUGUAGAAAGACUUUCUCUUCGCACUAAGAAAGAAUUAGAAGAAGCCUGGGAAGUGGAGAUUUUUGACAGAUAUUCAGUUGUUCUUCAUAUUUUCCGGUGUAAUGCUCGGACGAAGGCAGCAAAACUUCAGAUAGCAUUGGCUGAAAUACCAGUUCUAAGGACCAAUGUGAGAAAUGAGGUUGCUCAGCUGGAUCAACAGAGAGGAGGAUCAAGAUACAUUAUGGGUUCAGGUGAAACAUUCAUGGAAAUGCAACUUCGCCUCUUAAAAGAAAAAGAAUUUAAAGUUCGAAGGGCCCUGGAGAAGCUUAGAAGAAAAAGAUGCUUACUCAGAAGACAGCGAAGAAAGCGUGAAUUUCCUAUUAUUUCAGUAAUGGGCUACACUAAUUGUGGGAAAACUACUCUGAUCAAGGCCCUUACCGGAGAUUCAGCAUUACAGCCACAAGAUCGACUGUUUGCCACAUUGGACAUUACAGCUCAUGCUGGCUAUCUGCCAUCACGCCUCACUGUUCUUUAUGUUGAUACUAUUGGAUUUCUCUCUCAAUUGCCCCAUGACCUUAUUGAAUCAUUUUCAGCUACACUAGAAGAUGUAGCUUGCUCGGAUUUAAUUGUCCAUGUGAGGGACGUUAGCCAUCCAGAAAGUAACCUCCAGAAGGAGAGUGUGCUGUCAGUUCUCCAGAACCUCAGUCUUCCCAGCCAGCUAAUAGAGUCAAUUAUUGAAGUUCACAACAAAGUAGAUUUGAUAGAUAGCUAUCAUUCUACUGAACCAAAUGCCAUAGCCGUUUCUGCUCUCUUGGGGUAUGGAUUAGAUGUCUUGAAAGAGGAAAUUGAGAAGACAGUUUUGAAAUUAACUGGGAAGAACAUUCUCACAAUUAAAGUCGAUUUAUCUGGACCUCAGCUCAGCUGGCUUUACAAAGAAGCAACAGUGCAAGAGAUGGAUGUUAAUCCCGAUGAUGGCACAGCCAGUGUGAAGGUGAUUAUAAGUAACUCUGCCUUGGGCAGAUACAAGAGACUGUUUCCCUUAUCACAUUGUUCUUCCAUUGGAAAGAGGAAUCCUGCCUAAUAAGACAGCAUUUUUUACAGGUAAAAUGCAGAGUACUCCUCUAGAAUACAGAGUUUCAUCCUAUUUCUGUUUUGAAUCGGUCAGCACCUGCUUGUCAUGGGAGGAAAACAACUUCUGUGCAAAAUUUUUAAUAAAUUUCUGGUUGAAAUUGCAGAAAAGAACCAACUAAAUAUGUUUUGCCCCAAAAUAUGGGAUAUUUCAGCUCAACCUGUAGUAAAAGUAUCCAGUCUGUACAAAACGCCCACUUAUUCUAAUGGGUAUCAAUAAUUUUUUCUCUGACUUCUUUCAAUAGAUAAGCAAAAGUAAUUUAUAUGAGAAACUGAAAGCAUGCCCGCUGCAAAAAUGCUUA